Messenger RNA from Engraulis encrasicolus (European anchovy), 2458 nucleotides. It is a transcript of the gene nfe2, whose product is annotated as nuclear factor, erythroid 2. The record is from RefSeq and is a predicted model, not a curated record. Lineage: Eukaryota; Metazoa; Chordata; Actinopteri; Clupeiformes; Engraulidae. Gene Ontology annotation, cellular component: nucleus. Bases 165 to 1769 code for a protein of 534 amino acids. Gene Ontology annotation, biological process: regulation of transcription by RNA polymerase II. The transcript is spliced from 4 exons. Gene Ontology annotation, molecular function: DNA-binding transcription factor activity, RNA polymerase II-specific; RNA polymerase II cis-regulatory region sequence-specific DNA binding.
AGUUUAGAGAGAGAUGAUAUAUAGGCCAUGGGUUUGGAACUCCCAGGUCCUGUAUAAGAUGUACUUUGUGGUCUUUGUGGCCAUGCAUCUACAGCCAUGGGUAUUGUUGUUGUUCAUGUGAGCCGUGUAGGACUGCUGUUGGUCACAACAAGACUCUUGCCUGAAUGUGCUCAGCAGUGAACUGCAUGCUCCCCCUGAGGAAGAACUGUGAGGGGCUGGCAAACCUCGGACGUCUUAAUGGGGGAGCAUCGAUGUCCUUCAGUGCCAGUGGACUGCGGAUGCACAGACAGGCUCAGGACGCAGACAUGGACUUCACCUGGCAGGAGCUGAUGGCUUUCACUGAGGACCUGGAGGUGCAGCAUGAUGGCGGGCCAUAUGAGAGCGGGGGCCCGUACCAUCACAUGGAGCCUCCAGUGUCUUCUGGAAGCUACGGAAUGAACCAAAGCAGCUCCGGAACGCUCCCCCAGCAGGAGUGCGGCGACGUCUCCUCCAUGAGCUAUGAAGGCUCCUCCUCCUACCAGGAGGUGAUGCAGCAGCCAUGCCAGCGGCUGGGCCCCGCCAUGGACUCUCACAACUCCCACUACGCCCACUCAGGCAGCCAGCUGUCCUCCAGGUAUCUGCCUGGCGGCGGCGGCCAGUCCCUGCAGCCCCCGCUGAUGAGCAUACUGGAGCACAUGAACUUGGUGGGUGCUACCAGUGCCAGCCACGGUUUUGAGAAAGACAGCAGCAGCAUAGGGCACUCACACUCACACCACAGCAAACACACACAGCAGCAGCAGCAGCAGCAGCAGCAGGUAGCAAUCGACGACUUGGAGUCUGACUCGGGCCUGUCCCUGGGUUCGAGUCCGCCCCUCGCGUCGCCAGAGAACGGGGUCACCAGCAUCUCCAUGUACGUCAGCUCAGAGCCAGGAAUGGUGUACGCGGAAGGAGACAUGGAGGGGGGCGGUCUGGGGGAGCACUGCAGGGUGAGAGAUAGCUUUGGCUAUCCAAUGGACUACCACCACCACCACCCUCACCAUCCCCACUCCCACCCGCAUCACUCCGCCAACCACUAUCCAGGGGCCCCUUCCACCUCCUCCUCCUCCUAUUUCCCCAUGGGCCCCAGCCUAAGCUCCAUCCACCAACACCACCAGUCGCACUCCAUGUACCCACACCACAAGCAGCCACAGGUCUUACCCAGCUCUGCCUUGCACCUCCACGGCCCCGGUAUGCCAGGUGGAGGAGGCCGGGCCACACCAGGCUCCUGCCUCAGCAGCAUCAGCAGCCUCGGCUCCUACUCCAAGCCAAAGCUCCACAGCGCCCCCGCACCCCUGAGCCGGGACGAGCGGCGCGCCCUGUCCCUGAAGAUCCCCUUCCCGCUGGAGAAGAUCGUCAACCUGCCCGUGGACGACUUCAACGAGCUGCUCACCCAGUACACGCUCAACGACGCCCAGCUGGCCCUGGUGCGCGACAUCCGGCGGCGCGGCAAGAACAAGGUGGCCGCCCAGAACUGCCGCAAGCGCAAGCUGGAGAACAUCGUGCACCUGGAGGGCGAGCUGGGGCAGCUGCGCGCCCAGAGGGAGCACCUGGCCCGCGAGCGCAUGGACUACCAGCGCAGCCUGGCCAUCGUCAAGUGCCGCCUGUCGGAGCUCUAUGCCAAAGUGUUCUCCCAGCUCCGUGACGAGGAGGGACAUCCGUACUCUUUAGAUGACUACUCUCUCCAGCAGACAAACGAUGGCAAUGUGUACUUAGUGCCUCGCAAUGGCGCACUGGAUGAAGAGUACCAGUGAACUCAGAUCUGUGCUUUAACUCUUGCGUUAGACAAGUGCCUUCCCCUCGUCAUGCUGCAUUCAUUUCCUGCCCACAUAUCAGCAUCUGUUGCACAAUAAAUGUAUUUUAAAAGAGGGCAUUUUGUAAAAUAAGCAAUAUUUCCCAUUGAUUGCCUGAACUUUUGAUAACAUUUUUGAUAAGCCUUCUGGUGUUUUGAAAAGCAAAAGCCUCUGUAAGUUAUGUUCAGCAGCAUAACAUACCAAGAUGGUUAAGUAUUUUUGUUGUUAGUAAAGACAUUUUUCCAGCUCAUAACAGAGACAAAGUCCCAAUGCAUUGUUUAAGUCUUUAAAUAUUUUAUUAAAAUAAAAUGUGUAAAAAAAAGCUUUCUGCCAGCUCUGUGAUGAAGAGGGACAUCCUUACUCUUUAGACGAGUUCUUUGUGCACAAGACCAGUGAUGGCAAUGCGUGUAGUGCCUCGAAACAAAGCACUGGAAGAAGCGUACCAGUGAACUCAGCCUGUGCUUUAAUGCCACAAAACAUGCACUAGACUAGUGUUUCUCAACGGGGGCGGUACGGCCCCCCAGGGAGGGCGUAGAGAAGGAUACAGGUGAAAGGGGGUGGUGCUUAGUUGCCAUUUGGGGUACAUUAGUCCUUUAUUUUUUUAUACCAAGGAGGGCAUUGUCAGGUUUAUGAUGAGGUACAGGGGGUUU